AUGGAUAUAAACCCAGAUGUAAAAGAUCAUCAGACUAAUUUAAAGAAGAAUGAGACAAUUGAUAUGAGCGUAACAAUUGGAUUACACCGAAAUAGAUAUUCAAAAGAUUGGUGCAGACGUGAAAAAAUACCUAACGUUCGUCACGGAGCCAUUUUGCAUUUGAUUAUAGUAGGUGCAAAUCUCAAGUGCGAACCUGUGAUGAUCAAAACCGUAGUUCGUAACGGAUCUCGAGUGAUGGGAGGGGGUUACAAGAGACUUGCAGAUGGUGAAUUGGAUAUUUAUAUGGAACCUGUCUACGAUCGUUUAAUAUUUCAAAACAUAAGCUUCCUGUAUCCUCACGAGAAAGCCGAUGUGUGUUUGUCUGUCCGUAGGAGUCCUCUAGUUCAUCGUAGCGUAUUGUUAUCUAUGUCUCAAUACAUCUGGUUGUCCACGGCCGUGUGCGUGGGGAUAUUCGUUGCUGGGGCUAGGAUUGGAAUUAACCUAAGUGUGGGCCUCGCUGUUUUACAUGUGGUGCGUGCACUUAUUACUGGAGCAUUCGAACCCAGGCUGCGUUGUCUGAUGGUGUGGAUGUCUCUGCUAAGCUUCUUUUUAUGGAACUCCAUUGGUGGAUCGUUCACAGACGUGAACGCCCGUGUUCAAAUCGUACACGUCCCGAAGUGGUUUAAAUCUCAAAUCGAACACGUCUCCGGCUUCGGCGGCACGUUGGCGCUGCUGAUGGGGAAGUUGACAACUCAAACUCUUCCUACGGAUUUCGAUUCCUGGGCCGGGAGGGCACUCCUGGCUCCUGCGUUCUCCCUGACCUUGUCCGAGAGGCAGCUGUGCGCCGCCAUGGGGCGCUGCGUAGUGUUCCAUCGCGUCCGACAGUGCGUGUUGUCCCCAACGUACAUGUCGUUCGCCAUCAGAAGGGAGUGGCCACUCGCGGACAGGUUUAGCAACUGGCUGCAGAGGGUCGUGGAAGCGGGACUGGCCGACAAAGCCGUCGAUGCGGAGAUGCGGUAUGGACUCCGAAGUGCUUACUUUCAGUGCCGAACCGGAAACGCACAGGAGGUUCCAGAGGCCGCGCGCAUUUUGAAGUUGGCGGAUGUUUGUGAGACAUUUUGGCUCUGGACGGUUGGGACGUGUGUGGCCGUGGUCGCGUUUUGCGGAGAGAAAUGGCGAUGUGUUUUGCGUUGUUCGAGGACUUCGAGUGGAAGUGAAGGACGGAGUUCGGCUAAGUCCUCUUUUUGCGUUUUCCAGAAAUCGCGGAAAAAGUUUCUUUCUUUGUAG
Messenger RNA from Gryllus bimaculatus (two-spotted cricket), 1266 nucleotides. The record is from the annotation of a GenBank genome assembly. NCBI's taxonomy places the organism in Eukaryota, Metazoa, Arthropoda, Insecta, Orthoptera, Gryllidae.